AUGGGCAAGAAGCGCGACAGAGACUCCCUCAGCAAAGAGGACGCCAAGCGCGACCCCGACGCCAUGGACGAAGACAGCUCCUCCGAUGAAGACUUCGACAUCGUCAACGUCGACUUCGAAUGGUUCAACUUCGACCCCACAAUCGACUUCCACGGCACCAAAACCCUCCUCCGCCAACUCCUCGACGUCGACAGCCCCCUCUUCGACACCUCCGCCCUCGCCGACCUCAUCCUCUCCAACACCGCCGUCGGCUCCACCGUAAAAGUCGACGGGAAAGAAACAGACGCCUACGCACUCAUAACCGCCCUCCCCCUUUCCUCCCAGCGCGCGAAACACACAGCCCUCGACGCUCUCGCCGAGUACAUAGCUUCCAAGGCGGCGGCUUCGCCCGCGACGGCGCCCGUGGCGCAGAUUCUGGAAAAGGACGCCAAGGCGGACGUUGGGCUCGUCGUUAGCGAAAGGCUGAUUAACAUGCCCUCGGAGGUGGCGGGGCCGCUGUACGCUAUGCUCGUCGAUGAGCUGGACGAUGCCGUUUCCGAAUCGGAGCCGUACGAUUUCUCACAUGUGAUUGUUUUGUCGAGGGUAUAUCGCGAAGUCCUACCCGAUCCGGAAGUCCGCGAACAGGAAGAAGGCGACGAGAGGCGGAGGAAGACGAAGAAGCAGAAAGGAGGGGCCGCGGCGACGCAGGCGGGAGGAGAAGGGGAGGUGUUUUAUUUUCAUCCCGAAGAUGAGGUGUUUAUGAGGUUUGCCGAGGCGAAGGGGUCGUUUGCUUUUACGAAGGAGGGGGAGGCUGUUGCGGAUAGUAAGAGGGCGUUUCAGGAUUUGGGCGUCAAGACGGAGGGGUUCGUUAUGCUUUUUACUAGGGACAAGUUUAGGGAGGGGGUUAAGGCUGUUGGGGAAUUUUUGAAGGGGUCGUCGUAA
Messenger RNA from Scedosporium apiospermum, 921 nucleotides. Its product is annotated as Protein BCP1. Lineage: Eukaryota; Fungi; Ascomycota; Sordariomycetes; Microascales; Microascaceae. The record is from RefSeq and is a predicted model, not a curated record. Gene Ontology annotation, cellular component: nucleus. The transcript has 2 exons. The coding region runs from base 1 to 921 and encodes 306 amino acids.